UAUGCAAAUGGUUCAUUGCCUACAGCAUUCCUCCGGGAAUGGUCACCCCUCCGCUGCCACAGUCCUUCCCUCCCCCUUCCCUCCUCUGCAUGCCCACUCUUUCAACUUACAGUGCCUGAAGACUGUCAGGAGAGUUGAGGACCUAAAGCAAACUGGCCUUGAGACAUGCAACUCUUCGCCCUCCUUCUGGUGACCCUGUUCUGCAGGGUGGGGGGCUCCAUCUACACCCCUCAGAAGCUCUAUGGAGAGGUGACCUCCCCUCUAUAUCCCAAGCCUUACCCCAAUGACUUUGAGACAACCACUGUGAUCAUGGUCCCCAGAGGGUACAGGGUGAAGCUCGUCUUCUGGCAUUUUGACGUGGAACCCUCUGAAGGCUGUUUAUAUGACUAUGUCAAGAUUUCUGCUGAUAAGAAAACUCUAGGGCGGUUCUGUGGCCAGCUAGACUCUCCCCUGGGCAACCCCCCGGGAGAGAAGGAAUUCAUGUCCCAGGGGAACAAGAUGCUGUUGACCUUUCACACAGACUUCUCCAACGAAGAGAAUGGGACCAUCAUGUUCUACAAGGGCUUCCUGGCCUACUACCAGGCUGUGGACCUUGACGAAUGUGCACCCCAGUCCAACUCCGUGGAAGGAGACUACCAGCCCCGGUGUGAACACCUGUGUCACAACUAUGUUGGAGGCUACUUCUGUUCCUGCCGUCCAGGCUAUGAGCUUCAGAAAAAUGGACAGUCCUGUCAGGCUGAGUGCAGCAGUGGGCUGUACACAGAGCCCUCAGGGUAUAUCUCUAGCCUGGAAUACCCUCAUCCCUACCCACCGGAUCUGCGCUGCAACUACAGCAUCCGGGUAGAGCGGGGCCUCACUGUGCACCUCAAGUUCCUGGAUCCUUUUGAAAUUGAUGACCACCAGCAAGUACACUGUCCCUAUGACCAGCUCCAGAUCUAUGCUAACGGGAAGAACUUGGGUGAAUUCUGUGGAAAUCAAAGACCUCCAGACCUCGACACCAGCAGCAAUGCAGUGGAUGUGGUGUUCUUCACGGAUGAGUCGGGGGACAGCCGAGGCUGGAAGCUGCGCUACACCACUGAAACCAUCAAGUGCCCCCAACCCAAGGCCCUAGAUGAAUUCACCAUCAUCCAGGAACCACAGCCUCAGUACCAGUUCCGGGAUUACUUCAUCGUCACCUGCAAACAAGGCUACCAGCUCGUGGAGGGAAACCAGGCGCUGCUCUCCUUCACAGCUGUCUGCCAGGAUGAUGGCACAUGGCAUCGUGCCAUGCCCAGGUGCAAGAUCAAGGACUGUGGGCAGCCCCGAAGCCUGUCUAAUGGGGACUUCCGCUACAUCACCACAAAAGGUGUGAACACCUAUGAAGCCAGUAUCCAAUAUUCCUGCCAUGAACCAUAUUACAAGAUGAAGACCAGAGCUGGCAGUAGCGAGUCUGUGCGAGGGUUAUACACCUGCACAGCCCAGGGCAUUUGGAAGAAUGAAGAGGAAGGAGAGAAGAUGCCCCGGUGUCUGCCAGUGUGUGGGAAGCCUGUCAACCCUGUGACACAGAAGCAGCGUAUCAUCGGAGGGCAGAAAGCCAAACCUGGCAACUUCCCCUGGCAGGCAUUCACCAACAUCCAUGGGCGAGGGGGCGGGGCCCUGCUCGGAGACCGCUGGGUCCUCACCGCAGCCCAUACCAUCUACCCCAAGGAACAAAACAAACAAAGCAAUGCCAGUAAAGAUGUUUUCCUGGGCCACAUAAAUGUGGAAGAGAUCGAAAAAUUGGGACAUCGCCCUGUCCGUAGGGUCAUCAUCCAUCCCGACUACCGCCAAGAUGAACCUAACAAUUUUGAAGGAGACAUUGCCCUGCUGGAACUGGAAAACAGUGUCACCCUGGGUCCCAACCUCCUCCCCAUCUGUCUCCCUGACAAUGAGACCUUCUAUGACAAAGGCCUCAUGGGUUAUGUCAGUGGCUUUGGGAUAACAGAAGAUAGAAUCGCUUUUAACCUCAGGUUUGUCCGUCUUCCCAUAGCUGAUCGAGAUGCAUGCCAGAGAUGGCUCCAGACAAAAAAGAGUAAUGAUGUAUUUUCUCAAAAUAUGUUCUGUUCUGGGGACCCAACUCUAAAGCACGAUGCCUGCCAAGGGGACAGUGGAAGUGUGUUUGCAGUCAGGGACCGAGAUCGUGAUAUCUGGAUUGCCACAGGCAUUGUGUCCUGGGGCAUUGGGUGUGGUGAAGGAUACGGCUUCUACACCAAAUUACUCAAUUAUGUUGACUGGAUCAAGAAAGAGAUUGGAGAGGAAGACUGACCUCAGUGUUCACUAGGUCAGAAUCUAGUGUGUAGUGAACAAAAUAAUUAUCUGACCAAUUGUUGAUAACCACUAUGAUUCCAUAUUAAAAUCACAGACAGUACAUAGAAUAAACUCUCUUUUCUAUAAUCCCA
Phodopus roborovskii (desert hamster) is the source of this 2417-nucleotide messenger RNA. It is a transcript of the gene C1r, whose product is annotated as complement C1r. The transcript is spliced from 11 exons. Bases 166 to 2283 code for a protein of 705 amino acids. The record is from RefSeq and is a predicted model, not a curated record. Gene Ontology annotation, molecular function: calcium ion binding; serine-type endopeptidase activity. NCBI's taxonomy places the organism in Eukaryota, Metazoa, Chordata, Mammalia, Rodentia, Cricetidae. Gene Ontology annotation, cellular component: extracellular region; blood microparticle. Gene Ontology annotation, biological process: zymogen activation; complement activation.